CAGAUCUCUCUGUUGCUGCAGUUCUCAUUGGCUCUGUACUUUUUCCCCCUUACACCCCACCCCCACCAGUGGGAGAAAAGAAUGGAUCAUAGAAGUCAUCAGCAGCAACAGAUGACUUCUGGUUUAACUCGAUAUCGAUCCGCGCCAAGUUCUUAUUUUACCAACCUAUUGAGUAGUAAUAAUCCAGCUGGUGUUUCUGGUGGGAGUGGGAAUUGUGGUUAUGCAAGAGAUGAUUUUGAUCAGUUGCUCGAUCCUCACGCUUCGAAUAGUGGUAUAAAGCAAGUUUUUGAUAGAUUUGUAGCUAAUAUUGGUCCCCAAGAUUCGAAUACGGAUGGCCUAAUUGAUGAUACUCAGCAAAAUCAAAAUCCCAUGAGCAAUAUUGAUGUUAGAUCUGAAGUUGCAGCUCCUAUGAAACAAGAACACGAAGCUCAACAGCAGCAAAUGAAUUACCAAUGCCAAGAACAACAGAGUCAGAAUUCACAGUUUGUUGCACCUGUGAAACAAGAAAUUGCUCAGCAGAAUAGUGACUAUUCUUUGGCUUCACAGAUGAAUUAUCAAAAUCACAAUGCAACAGACUUUACUUCAGGAAUGGAUAACUUUGGUAGAUAUAAUCGUUUGAACCACACGAAAAUGGAUGGUGGAUUUGGUACUGGUAGUAGUGACUCAAAUCUUACUCGUUAUAACAGUUCACCUGCUGGAUUCUUUGCACAAGUCAAUAUUGAAAAUGAAUAUGGUGCAUUGAGAGGCAUAGGGAGUUAUGGAGCUGGUAGUGGUACGAAUGCUGCUGGAGAAGUAUCAUUUUCCAAUCCAAGCAGGUUUAGUAGUCAAACGGCUCUCCCAUCCGGCCAACCUACUUCUUCGGCGCUAUUAGCUCCAAUCUCUGAAUUUGGAGCUAAAAGCACAGAAGAGAGCAGACGAGGCGAUGAAAGUUUUGGUAAAGGCCAUAAAAGUGAUGAGAGUUACAUGGCAGGUUUCGCCAUGCCUUCUUGGGAUGAUUCACAAAUUUUGACUGAUGAUUUCCUACAAGUACCAGAAGAUGAUGAGUCCGGAUCAUUCUCCAAUGUAAAUGCAUCUGAUAAUCAGAGUAGUGAAGGUCGAGCUCGUCCUCCCACUCUAUUAUCUCAUUUGAGUUUACCUCAAACAUCAGCGGAGUUAUCCGCCAUGGAGAAGCUCUUGCAAGAUUCAGUACCAUGUAAAGUCAGAGCAAAGAGAGGCUGUGCCACUCAUCCUCGUAGCAUCGCCGAAAGGGUAAGAAGAACACGAAUAAGCGAAAGAAUGAGGAAGCUGCAAGAGCUUGUCCCCAAUAUGGACAAGCAAACAAACACAGCAGAUAUGUUGGACUUUGCAGCUGACUAUAUCAAAGAACUAGAGACACAAGUCAAGGCACUAUCGGAAACGCGCUCAAAGUGUACAUGCUUGCAUGAAUAGAAGACCACAUUCAAAAUGCUAAGGUAGGGCAAUGCUGUGCACAUUCUAGUGGGAUAAAAAGGAUUUGACAAUGGAAAGAGCAAAGCAGAUAGGUGGAUUCUUUUUGGCACUUGAAAAAGAAGAGAAUGGGUUGCCAUAUUUUGGUGUGUAAAAAAGAUAGAUUCAGAUUCAUCUGAUGUAACAUUAUAAAUAACCUAAACUGUACAUAAAAUUUCCAUUGUCCAUUUCUCUUGGCCUGUUAUGUUUUGUGGACUACUUGGUCCUUUUAUUAUGUUGUGUUAAUGUGUGUGUUGCCAUUCAGAA
Molecule: messenger RNA, 1731 nt
Organism: Solanum pennellii
Lineage: Eukaryota; Viridiplantae; Streptophyta; Magnoliopsida; Solanales; Solanaceae
Product: transcription factor bHLH130-like
Exons: 7
Coding region: 82-1428 (448 amino acids)
Biological process (GO): regulation of transcription by RNA polymerase II
Cellular component (GO): nucleus
Molecular function (GO): RNA polymerase II cis-regulatory region sequence-specific DNA binding; protein dimerization activity; DNA-binding transcription factor activity, RNA polymerase II-specific
Source: RefSeq, a predicted model, not a curated record